AUGGGAAAAACUGGAGCUGAGCGCUUACGUGAAUCGCUUGAAAGGAAAAAACAUAAAAAGAAAGAAAGAAAUGCACGAUUCUACUCAAACAACAAAGAUAGAAUUCUAGCCAAAAGAAAGGAGCAAAGAAGAUUAAAAAGGCCACGUGUAGCGGAAGAGGACCGAGACGAAGGCGAAGCACGAAAACCAAAUUGGCGUCUUUACAAAGCACGGCAGCGAGCUAGACAAAAGGCCGAAAAAGAAACGCCAUUGUCCAAGAGUGUUCCUGUUCCUUCUCCCAACACAGUACGAGAAGCAUUUUCUAACAGAGCAGCGCGAAAACGAGCCAUUGACACCACAAAAGCCAUCCUCCCACGUAUUACAAGACAAAAAAUUGUCGUCGUCUCUUCUCUCAUCGAAAGCCCCACAACGAGGCAGUCAUUGCAACAAUGUGGCUAUGUGAAAUCACCAGAAAAUUAG
Molecule: messenger RNA, 459 nt
Organism: Porites evermanni
Lineage: Eukaryota; Metazoa; Cnidaria; Anthozoa; Scleractinia; Poritidae
Source: the annotation of a GenBank genome assembly